Messenger RNA from Thrips palmi, 2716 nucleotides. It is a transcript of the gene magu, whose product is annotated as SPARC-related modular calcium-binding protein 2. Gene Ontology annotation, cellular component: basement membrane. The coding region runs from base 1 to 1692 and encodes 563 amino acids. The transcript has 11 exons. NCBI's taxonomy places the organism in Eukaryota, Metazoa, Arthropoda, Insecta, Thysanoptera, Thripidae. The record is from RefSeq and is a predicted model, not a curated record. Gene Ontology annotation, biological process: extracellular matrix organization. Gene Ontology annotation, molecular function: calcium ion binding; protein binding; extracellular matrix binding.
AUGCGUUCAAGUCUCCACGCGUCUUGGCGCGUCGAUUCGGAGGCCCCCGACGACACUCCGCAGAUGAGUAGCUCGGCCGAGGACUGCCUCCGCGAGCAGUCGCGCUGCGAGGCGGACCUGGCGCUGCUGGCGGGCCGCGUGGGCCCCGGCCCGGUCCCCGGCGGCCGGCCCGGACGGCCCGUCUGCGGCUCCGACAACACCACCUACGACAACGAGUGCCACCUCAAGCGCGUGCAGUGCGAGGGCAGCACCGUGGAGAUGGCACACCGCGGCAAGUGCAAGGACCACGCGCCGUGCCUGUCGUACCGGCGGCGCGCGGGCCGCGCGGGCUACGCGUCCAACGUGUUCCUGCCGCAGUGCCAGGGCGACGGCUCGUACUCGCCGCUGCAGUGCCACGACCUGUCGGGCUACUGCUGGUGCGUGACGCCGCAGGGCCGCCAGGUGCCGCACACGGCCGUCAAGGGGCGCCGGCCCAACUGCACGCGCCCCGCCAAGACGCGCAGGGGCUCCGGGCCGCGCGGCUCGUCGGCGUCCCCGUCGUCGCCCAGGGCCUGGCGGCGGCAGCGGCGCGCGUGCGGACGCGGCGAGCGCGCCCACUUCAAGAACAACCUCAUCAAGAUCUUCCGCACCGAGUACCGGCGCGCCGCGCUGGCUUCGGAGACGCGGCCCGGCCCCGGCCCAGGCCCCGGCCCCGACAUGGACCACCGCGUGCUGGAGUGGAAGUUCGCCGAGCUGGACAAGGACGGCGACGGGCUGCUCCGGCGGCCCGAGUACCAGGAGCUGCGCCGCGUGGUGCGCAAGAUGGUGCCGCCCAAGCCGUGCGCGCGGACCUUCACGCGCCGCUGCGACAUGGACGGCAACAAGAUCAUCUCCAGGCUGGAGUGGGAGGCGUGCCUGGGGCACGAGUUCAACCGACUCCGAUCGCCCCAGAGGCCGGCUAAGGCCAAGGACGCGUCGGGCCACCAAGUGCUGCAGGAGAGCGUGUCCACCCUGGCGGCGCAGUUGCCCGGCUUCCUGCUGGACAACCUGGAGCGCAACCGAGAGGAGCCGGAGGUGACGGACUGCCUGACGGACCGGCAGGCCGUGCUGGAGGAGCAGCGCGCCGCCUCCUCCGUGCUGUACGUCCCCGAGUGCACGGACGACGGCCGCUACAACAAGCUGCAGUGCUACAACUCGACGGGCUACUGCUGGUGCGUGCACGAGGACACGGGGAAGCCCAUCCCGGGCACCUCGGCCAAGGACAAGCGGCCCGCCUGCGACGCGCUCGCGCCCUCCAUGAAGGGCUGUCCGGAAGUGAGGAAGAAGGAGUUCUUGAAAAACCUGAAGGAGUUCUUCAAGCUACGAAUGCAAACGGCUAUGAACGAGACGGACUCCAGCAGUUCCACUAACUGGCAGGUUUCUCCGGAGGAUCGGAUAGCUACCUGGAACUUCCUCACGUUCGACAAGAACAAGAAUAAGGUGCUGGACCGGCCCGAGUGGAAGGCGUUCCGGCAGCUCGUCAGCGAGCACCAGCCCCUGCGACGCUGCGGCAAGAAGUUGCCUCGGUACUGCGACGCCAACCAGGACCGCGGCAUCACCAUCACCGAGUGGCUGGACUGUUUGCGGGCGCCUCCGACAGUGGAAACUGUGACGACCACGUCACACGUCCGGAGAGGCCCGAACCCCAUCGAGUCCUACCUCAAGGACGACUGAGCCAAGCUCGGCCUUGGGCACCUGGCUGGAACCACGAAGCGGGAAGCACCCGGCUUGAAUACUGUUUCACGGGCCUCACCCCCUUCACGUCCGAGUCUUGGAGGGUGCUGGCGGCUCUGCGGGCCUGAUGCACCAUGAAGUAGGACUUCAUGAAAGCACUCAGCGGCAGCACCGCCCGCACCUCGAGCAGCGAGAGGAACCACGAACCGUGGCGUUGCAUCGGUACAGCGUCCGAGACAACUUCUGUACUGUUGUACCAAUUCCAUGGCCGCGCUGUGUGACGUCAUAAGGUGACGUCAUGCGUGGCAUGGAGUCCGCAAACCCAUCUGUGAUAAAAAAAUGUUAGCGGCAUGACACGGAGCUGCCUCGUGUCGUGUCACACACGCGUGUCACAUCUGUGCCUCACGUGUGGUCACGAUCCGCACGAUCUCAUCGAUUACUGUUAUUUAUGUAUUGUAUGGACUGCCACAGUACAAGUUGUUGCACUGUUUUUUUUUUAAAUAAUAAUUUUUAUUGCGUACGAUUAGGAAAUACAUGCAAGCCAACCCAGUGAAGUAGAAAUAGUCGUAACUGCUCUGCUUUCACUUAUUUUUUUUGUUUCAACACGUACCUAGAUUGUUACUUUGGUUGAAAAAGAGAGGAAGGAUGGAACAAACAAUAAAAUUAGCGUGGAGCUACUCGCAGCUCUUACCGAUUUCAUCAAAAAACGGGGCUUGUCAUGACACUGUCGAAAGUCCUUCCGCCUCCCUUCCUCGUUGAAAGGAGGCCCGACGGAAGAGGCACUUUCCAUUGAAAUACAGGCAGUGUCGCCACAUACCGAAAUAAAGCUUUUUUUCAUACGUUUCUCACGCUUCUGCCUUAUUGAUACCCACAUGUCUUUUCUUAUUGUAGGGUCUGAUCAGAUGUGUAUUUUUUGUACAAAUUUAGUUUAAGUCAAAAUUAUAAAUGGCUGUAAGAAAACUUGUUAAUCCUAGAGUAAGCUACACAGAGUUGCCUAUAGUGGACACUGUUAUUUAUUGUUGUA